This is a messenger RNA of Scophthalmus maximus (turbot), 2514 nucleotides long. It is a transcript of the gene clvs2, whose product is annotated as clavesin 2. Lineage: Eukaryota; Metazoa; Chordata; Actinopteri; Pleuronectiformes; Scophthalmidae. Gene Ontology annotation, molecular function: phosphatidylinositol bisphosphate binding. Bases 1036 to 2037 code for a protein of 333 amino acids. Gene Ontology annotation, cellular component: membrane. The transcript is spliced from 5 exons. The record is from RefSeq and is a predicted model, not a curated record.
ACGGCAGCAGCAGCAGCAGCAGCGGGAGGAGCGGAGACGGUAAUCCUCCUCCUCCUCCUCCUCCUCCCCCCUCCACCCUAAAGCCCGCGCACCCCACCCUUCUCCAAACAACAAAAAAAAAAACCAAACCCAGAAACCGGGAGGCAGAAGGGGGGAGAACAAAAAAACCUGGCGGCAGGACACCUGUGCUGCUGGAUAUUCCAUUUUCUUUUCUUUAAAUGUUGGGGCAUUUCAAAAACGUCACAGCCAGAUGUGGACGAUGGUGACGACGUGCAGCAGUGACGAUUAGAACGGGGGAUGUAGACGCGCGGACUCGAGCGGCCACAUCUGACUCGACCGACGGCGGCACCGGCAGCAUCAGCAGCAUCAGCACCAGUCAGUCGGCGGAUGGAGAUACGUUGUGAAGGAGGAGGCGGAGGAGGAUGAUGAUGAUGAUGAUGAUAUAGCAGGUGCUGCAGGGUCGUGUGCCGCAUUGCCUGGCCGCCGCGAGCGACGCCGGGGGGAGACGGUGAUGCUGUCGUCCUCAUUGUGCCACAGAAGAAAUCGAGAGGACGAGAGGUUGUUUUUUUUUUUUCUCUUUUGACAUGAUGGAGGCGAGCGGCUGCGCGUCGGCCCCGAGCUCAGGCCGCCCGGACCAGCAGCAGGUUGGAUGUACCGCCGCCUGAAGCCCCUUCGGCACCUGGAUUCACGACAUAUACACACGGCGGCAAGACAAGCAAAAGAAUUAUAGGACAAAGUUGAAUUGCUGCGAGGGAGCGUGGAAGUGAAAUGCGUCCGUGCGUAAAAGAGUGAGUUUGGCCCAUAUGCUGGUAAUUCACCAGAGCGGCAGCGGCAUCUGUGCCAGUUCAGGGUGGAUUACGUCUACAGGGCAGCAGGGCCUCGUCUGAGGGAGAAAUAAUCUAACACACACACACACACACACACACUCCCCUGUUGCUGGAGGAAAGGGUUGAUUGUGUUGUUUCGGUGCGGUGGGGUCCUCCUCCUCCUCCUCCUCCUCCUCCUCCCCGCGCGGAGGGACAGCUGUUGCGAGCGAUGACUCACUUACAGGCCGGCCUGUCUGCGGAGACGCUGGAGAAGGCCAAGGUGGAGCUGAAGGAGAACCCGGAGACGCUGCACCAGGACAUCCAGGAGGUGCGGGACAUGAUCAUCACGCGGCCGGACAUCGGCUUCCUGCGCACGGACGACGCGUUCAUCCUGCGCUUCCUGCGCGCGCGCAAGUUCAACCACUUCGAGGCGUUCCGCCUGCUGGCGCAGUACUUCGAGUACCGGCAGCAGAACCUGGACAUGUUCAAGAACCUGAAGGCCACGGACCCGGGCAUCAAGCAGGCGCUGAAGGACGGCUUCCCCGGCGUGCUCUCCAACCUGGACCGAUACGGCCGGAGGAUCCUGGUGCUGUUCGCGGCCAACUGGGACCAGAGCAGGUACACGUUCGUGGACAUCCUGCGGGCCAUCCUGCUGUCGCUGGAAUCCAUGAUCGAGGACCCGGAGCUGCAGGUCAACGGCUUCAUCCUCAUCAUCGACUGGAGCAACUUCACCUUCAAGCAGGCGUCCAAACUCACCCCCAGCAUGCUGCGGCUGGCCAUCGAGGGGCUGCAGGACAGUUUUCCUGCCAGAUUCGGAGGCAUCCACUUUGUGAACCAGCCGUGGUACAUCCACGCCCUGUACACCGUCAUCCGACCCUUCCUCAAAGACAAGACCAGGAAGAGGAUCUUCAUGCACGGCAACAACCUGAACAGCCUCCACCAGCUGAUCCACCCCGAGAUCCUGCCGUCGGAGCUCGGCGGCAUGAUGCCGCCGUACGACAUGGGCACGUGGGCGCGGACGCUGCUGGACCACGCCUACGACGAGGAGACCGACUACUGUCCGGAGUCGUACACCCUGUCGGUGCAGGACCUGGAGAGAGACCUGGAGAAAAACCUGUCCCCCAAAACCAUGAAGAGGUCCCAGUCGGUGGUGGAGCCCGGCGUCCUGAAACGACCGGACAAGGUCAAGAGCGGCGAAGACAACAUGCAGCCGCUGCUGUCGCUGGACUGAACGACGAAUACUCUGACAGACUAACCUGCGCACACGCUGUUGGCGACACACACACACACGCACACACACACACACACACACACACACACACACACACACACACACACACACACCUUCCUCCAGAGAGAGUGCUGCUGCUGUCGUCGCUGCGGCAGGAUUCUUGUUUCUCACGAACUCUCGUGAUUUGGAAAUGAGCCGGUACGAAGCAGACGGCGGUGGCCAGAGACGGGGACGACGGACUAACCUCUGACCCCCAAGAGCUACGGAUGGUGUUCUAUAUAUAUAUUUAUUUAUUUUAGUUAUUUGUCAAGUGCCAAUACCCAAAAAACAACUGUUAAAUUAACGUCUUUAAGCAAAUCCGACCCCUCUCGGGACGCAGCGCGCGGGGGGGGGGCACAAACGCGCGAGAACACGUGUUUCCUGCAGUUGUAUAGUAAACUGAGGACGUGGGGAAAAAGUGGGAAUCAUACUUCGAAG